Molecule: messenger RNA, 1107 nt
Organism: Eurypyga helias (sunbittern)
Lineage: Eukaryota; Metazoa; Chordata; Aves; Eurypygiformes; Eurypygidae
Product: transmembrane protein 110-like
Exons: 10
Biological process (GO): chondrocyte proliferation; activation of store-operated calcium channel activity; tissue regeneration
Cellular component (GO): membrane; cortical endoplasmic reticulum; nucleus
Molecular function (GO): calcium channel regulator activity
Source: RefSeq, a predicted model, not a curated record
UUUUCUUUUUCUUUUUUCUUAGUAAAACGCUUCAGAGAACCAAAGCAUGAAAGACGUCCCUGGAGGAUAUGGUUUUUAGAUACUUCCAAGCAAGCCAUAGGGAUGUUGUUCAUCCACUUCGCAAAUGUCUACUUGUCAGACCUUACAGAAGAAGACCCUUGUUCACUGUACCUCAUCAACUUCCUGUUAGAUGCCACGUUAGGAAUGCUGUUAAUCUACAUUGGCAUACGUGCAGUCAGCAGCAUUGUGGAGUGGCAGCAGUGGGAGUCCCUGCGCUUUGGGGAAUACGGUGACCCAGUGCAGUGCAGUGCUUGGGUGGGCCAGUGUGCGCUCUACAUAAUGAUUAUGACAUUUGAGAAAACCGUCAUCAUCAUAGUGCUGCUUAUACCUCAGUGGAAGGAGGUAGCUUUAUUGAAUCCUAUAGAGAACCCCCAGUUGGAGCUGGCUAUCGUCAUGCUGAUAGUUCCCUUCUUUGUUAAUGCAUUAAUGUUCUGGGUUGUAGAUAAUUUUCUUAUGAAAAAAGGGAAGACAAAAGCUAAACUUGAAGAAAAGGAAGCAGGACAAGAUUCAAGAAAUGGAAGUAAAGUCCGAUACAGGAGAGCAGCGUCGCAUGAAGAGUCGGAGUCAGAAAUCCUUAUUUCGGCGGACGAUGAGAUGGAGGAAUCGGAUGCUGAAGAGGACCUGCGUAGACUGACCAACUUGAAGCCCAUUAAGAAGAAGAAGCAUCGGUUUGGUCUAUUUGCACACUGGUGCUUGUUAGCGUGUUCCGGCGUUCAUGAUGCGCGGCUGUGGGAAGCAGGUCUUCUGCUGGAGUUGAACUUCAGAGCUGCAGGCGCAGUUGUUGGCGCUUCUUCGGCUUUGUUGGCCUACGGAAAGUAGCCAGCCCCUGUGAAAAAGAAGCGCCCUCCGGUGAAGGAAGAAGACCUCAAAGGAGCCAGAGCAAACCUUUCCAAAAACCAGGAAAUUAAAUCCAAAACCUACCAAGUGAUGAAGCAGUGUGAACAAAUGGGCUCUGCAGCACCCUCCAUAUUCAGCCGGGAUCGGACAGGGGGUGAAACAGUCUUUGAGAAACCCAAAGAAGCGCCGGCCAAGAGUGUCUUUGGCUGA